AUGGACCCCGAACGGACCAGCUGGUGUUUUGCUGCUGUUGAUAGCCCAGAAUGGUACGUCGUCUCUGUCAAAUCAGCUCGUUGCUCCAAAGCGGUUGCGGGACCUUGGCUUACCUCCUUGUCCGGAGUCCAGGCGGCCGCUCAAGUGAUUUCGAACUCUGGUCAUGAUGACAUGAUUCACGACGCUGGCCUUGAUUACUACGGACGCCGAUUGGCAACAUGCUCAUCCGACAAGACGAUAAAGAUAUUUGAGAUUGAGGGAGAGGCGCACAAGCUUGUCGAGACCUUGAAGGGUCAUGAAGGUCCAGUAUGGUGCGUCGAGUGGGCACACCCGAAGUUUGGCACGAUUCUGGCGUCCUCAUCAUAUGAUGGGAAAGUGCUCAUCUGGCGCGAACAACACCAGAGCUCCACUGCCCCUAUCGGCAGCGGUGCCUGGACGAAAGUCUUCGACUUCUCCCUUCACACCGCCUCUGUGAACAUGAUAUCUUGGGCUCCGCAUGAAACCGGAUGCCUGCUUGCUUGCGCUUCAUCUGACGGUCAUGUCUCUGUCCUCGAGUUCCGCGACAACAGCUGGACCCAUCAAAUCUUCCACGCCCACGGCAUGGGCGUCAACUCUAUUAGCUGGGCACCUGCCUCCGCCCCCGGUAGUCUCGUCAGCUCAAACCCUGGGUCUGGGCAGCAGCGGAGAUUCGUAACAGGCGGUAGUGACAACCUGCUCAAGAUUUGGGAUUACAACCCUGAGACAAAGACCUACAAUACUACGCAGACGCUGGAAGGCCACUCCGAUUGGGUCCGGGACGUUGCUUGGUCACCCAGCAUUCUUUCCAAGUCAUACAUUGCCUCUGCAUCGCAAGAUAAGACCGUUCGGGUCUGGACUGCCGAUGUAUCAAACCCUGGACAGUGGACGAGCCAUGUGCUUGAUUUUGACAAUGUCCUGUGGCGGGUGAGCUGGAGCCCUAGCGGAAACAUCCUUGCAGUGAGUGGGGGGGACAACAAGGUCAGUCUGUGGAAGGAAAACUUGCGGGGGCAAUGGGAGAAGGUAAAGGACAUUGAAGAAUGA
Messenger RNA from Aspergillus mulundensis, 1059 nucleotides. It is a transcript of the gene sec13, whose product is annotated as GTPase-activating protein SEC13. Gene Ontology annotation, biological process: COPII-coated vesicle budding; positive regulation of TOR signaling; protein import into nucleus. The record is from RefSeq and is a predicted model, not a curated record. Gene Ontology annotation, cellular component: COPII vesicle coat; nuclear pore outer ring. Gene Ontology annotation, molecular function: structural molecule activity; protein binding. Lineage: Eukaryota; Fungi; Ascomycota; Eurotiomycetes; Eurotiales; Aspergillaceae. The coding region runs from base 1 to 1059 and encodes 352 amino acids. The transcript is spliced from 6 exons.